AUGGUCUCAGAUACUGGUGCUGUUGUUUCCAGACUUGCAGUUACGGUACUUAUCCACGUUCUUUUGAACGCCGCGUUUCCUUCGAGUCGUGUUGUUUCGUUUGUCACUGCAUUGCUGGUUGCUGCAGUGAUCUCCCAAUCCCCGAUGUUUUUACGAUGGAGACAGCGACUGGCCUCAAUGGCCGCCGACCCGGGAACCAGCUCGCAAUUGAGCUCUCGGCUGCAGUUGACGUCUGCGUUGAACGAAAUGAGACAGUACUUGGCGCGGGCAAAGGCGUCCAACGACAAGAAACGUCAGCUCUUCAAAACCAUGUCCUGGAGACAGCAGAAGAUCGUGGCCGAGACAGGCUACUCGGCCAAGAUCAAAACGGCCGACGCGUUGGUAGCAGAGAACUACAAGGUGUUACAGAAGACCAUUGCCCAGGCGGUGGAUAAAUACGACGUGUCGAGGUUCGAACUCAACUCAGCGGUAGCCAACGCCCGCCACCACCCCAACUCGAGCCAUCACCGAGUCGUCGAGGCAUUGUGCCAUUUUGCCCGCGACUGGUCGCCUGCGUACGAUAAGGAGGUCCAGCCGAUUCUACAAUACAUAACCAGCCAGCUGAAGACACUUGAUCUGAAACAAACAACCGUGGUGGUGCCCGGAUCUGGUCUUGGUCGCGUGGCCCAUGAACUGGCUCUGCUGGGCCCACAACAUGUUGUUGCCGUGGAAUACUCUUGGUACAUGCUGCUACUCAACGAGUUUGUCUACUCAGACAACAAAGAUAGCUACAAAAUCUAUCCCUACACCCCGGCCAAUCUGCCCGCUAGCCCGCAUCACAUGGCCAUAGUCACGUGCUUCUUCAUUGACACGGCAGAGAACCUGAUGGACUACUUUGACGCGAUUGGGCGGCUCGCGGACGCGGCCACGGGCGACGUGCUGUGGAUCAACGUGGGCCCGCUCAAGUACGGCACGGCAGCCAAAGCAGAGCUCAACUACGAAGAGAUCAAAAAGCUCCGGGACCUGUGCGGCUGGCAGCUCGUAAACGAACGGCCCGAGCCUGAGAUUUUAGGUUAUCUCACUGACACUCUGGGUCUGUGGCAAGGAUACUACGGCGUCACCAUGUGGACUUGCAAACGCAGACGCGAAGAGUGA
Molecule: messenger RNA, 1134 nt
Organism: Ogataea philodendri
Lineage: Eukaryota; Fungi; Ascomycota; Pichiomycetes; Pichiales; Pichiaceae
Exons: 2
Coding region: 1-1134 (377 amino acids)
Molecular function (GO): S-adenosylmethionine-dependent methyltransferase activity
Source: RefSeq, a predicted model, not a curated record